AUGCUGCUGCGCACUGCGUUCCUGUUGGGACUAGGUUUAAAUUUGCUUGUUAAUCCCAGAGCAAAAUGGACUGCAGCUGUCGCCCCUGGUUGUCGGCUGUCACAUUUGGGAUGCAGCUCAUUGCAUGUUCUUGGCGGAAGCAGUAACGUUUCCGGCACUGCCUUUAACCACACCCAAAUUUUCAAAAUCAACCAAUCGCAAUGUUUUGUGGGCCCCAGUUGUAGCCGCGGAUCAGCCGUGCCAAUUGCAGUAGGGGCAUAUCGCAAAGGCACCUCCAAUGGAGUCGACGGUGGGAGGCAGUCCAAAAAGGGGCAACCUCCACAGAAAGACAAAUUAGCUAAUGCAGUUAAAAAUGAACGGAGAUAUGGCAAGGGGACGAAUGGAGAUGGUGUAGGUGGAUUUGGCCGACAUUACCCGGAUGACCACGGUUACGGUGAUGGUGGCGGCUCCACCUAUCGAAGCCAAGGCGGCCGUCCUAAUUCGUACGGAAACAGCAAGACAGAUUAUGGAAACCAUAAAGGCAAAUAUGGAUCAACAAUUGGUAGUUACAUGCCGGAAAUUAAUCCCAGAGUGGACACUAGAAGCACCGAUGGAAGGGGGCAAAAUAAAGCCGAAAAUGCAAAGGGACGUUACAACACACGUAAUGCUAAUACACGCCAGAAGUACAACGGAAAAGGUGACAUAAACGGCAAAUUCAGCCCUAUGAGAUACGAGCCUCUUGGGCCAGGUAGAUGGAAUCAAGGUCGAAAAUCAGGCAACAAUGGGGAGGAUCGGUGGCUGAUCAAGGAAAAUGCGGGCAGCCAAGGUAAUAAGGGUUAUGAGGAGCAGCCUUAUGGCAACCGUGACCGUUUUCUGGAACCGCACGUAUACGAGAGCGCUGCAGGGGACACGUCAUGGCGGCAUCAAUAA
Babesia ovata is the source of this 909-nucleotide messenger RNA. RefSeq lists its product as uncharacterized. The record is from RefSeq and is a predicted model, not a curated record. The transcript has 2 exons. Lineage: Eukaryota; Apicomplexa; Aconoidasida; Piroplasmida; Babesiidae. Bases 1 to 909 code for a protein of 302 amino acids.